AUGAAUAAAAUUCCAAACUAUAUUUUUAAUUAUAUUUUAGAAACUAUAUUAAAAUAUAAAUAUUAUAGCGCCAAAAAUUUAAAAAAUUUAAAUUCAAAAGAUUACCACAAUGGAAGAAAUUUAGAAACUAUUAAUUACUCUCUAGUAUCUAAAAAAUGGGGUGAAAUAAUUUCAAGUUUACUUAAUAAAUAUUUUUCAUUAAAAAAUAAUGAAGUGCUAUCUUAUUUUUUACUUAAUAGUAACUAUAACAAAAAUUGUUAUAUUGUUAAUAAUUGUACUACUGCAACAACUAAAAAUAAUUGUAAUAAUAAUUUUAAAUUAAUUAAAGAAUAUCCAUUAACUAUUUUUAACUCGAUAGAAAAAUAUAAACACUUUUUAAUUAACUCAAGUAAUAUUCAAUGUAAAAGAGUAGUUAAUUUAAACGAAUUCGAAAUAGAUGAUUUAAAAGACUUUUUAAAAGAAAACAAUACCAAUUAUAUUAAUAAUGUAGAAUUUAAUAUAAGAAUAUCCAUCGAUGAAUUUAAAGGAGAAAAAUUAAAAUUUGUAAAAGAAUUCAAUUGCGAUAUAAAUAUUGAAUUAAAUGGUGCUCUUUAUGAUCAAGUUUUCAAUAAUGGUAUUUUAAUAACCAAACCAGCUUUAAAGAAAUAUUUAAAACUAAAGCCAAAGAAGAUUCAUUUAAAACCAAAUGACAAGUAUUGCCAAGAUUCGUAUAUCCAUAUGAACUAUACACCUCUAUUUGAAAAUAACAGUACCGUAGAAGAGAUACAUGUUUCAUAUACCGACCACGUUGAUCCAUGUUCCAUCGCAAAAAUAAACAAUAAAGUGACCAAAUUAAAAAAGUUAUCUUGUUCAUUUUUAUUUCACGAUAUUUUGAAAGGUUUAAAUAAACAGAAUCAAGAUUCAAGUAAUGUUACAAAUAGUAAUAGUAAUAUCGAGUGUUUAAAGAAUGAAUGUGAUUGUGACUAUGGUGGCUUAAGAAUCGAAAAUUCAAUUCAACAUGAUUGGGAAGCAAUGAUAUACACUUUAAAAACAAACAGCACCAUUAAAGACCUUUCAUUAAAGAAUUUUUGUCAUAAAAACAAUUGCUAUGAAAAUUUAGAUACCUCCAAGCUUACAAAGGGACUAAAAGAAGUAUUUACAAGCCCUUUAUCAAGUAUCGAAACAUUAGAACUACAAACUAUAGAUUUCAUGGAUUCAGUUUUAUUAUCAGCAUUACAAGAAAAUCAAACCAUUAAAAAUUUAAUAUUAAUGAAUAUUAAUGAAGCUUUAAUCUUCAAAAAAGUGUUACCAGUCAAUAGAAUAAUAAGAAAUGUAUAUUUAAACUGUAUCAACUCAAUGGAUGACCUCUUAUCAUUAUUACUUAAUAGCCAAGAAUUAAAUCUGUAUUCAAUUUCAGUUAAAUUUAAACGUUUCGAAGAUAAUGAUAUUAUAAAAUUUAAAACAAAUUAUAAAAACUACAAUAAUAAUAUUAAAGAAUUUAAUUUCUAUAGUUCCAAUAAUAGAAAAUUUAAAACAAUAUUGUAUAAUAGUUAA
Messenger RNA from Dictyostelium purpureum, 1533 nucleotides. RefSeq lists its product as uncharacterized. NCBI's taxonomy places the organism in Eukaryota, Evosea, Eumycetozoa, Dictyosteliales, Dictyosteliaceae. The record is from RefSeq and is a predicted model, not a curated record. The transcript has a single exon. The coding region runs from base 1 to 1533 and encodes 510 amino acids.